AUGGUUUGUAUAUUAGGAAUUGAAGGCUCAGCAAACAAAAUCGGAGUGGGCAUAAUUCGAGAUGGUGAGGUCCUGUCAAAUCCGCGGGCGACUUUUCAUGCACCACCCGGAGAAGGCUUUCGACCCAGCGAAACCGCACAACAUCAUCGUCAACAGAUUUUGAAGAUUCUGACGAAAGCGCUCAGUGAUGCAAACAUCAGAGAUCCCGAAAAAGAGAUUGAUGCCAUAGCAUUUACGAAAGGACCGGGCAUGGGAGCUCCUUUACAGGUUGGUGCUAUAGUUGCUCGCACACUAUCGUUGACAUGGUCUUUGCCCCUAAUACCCGUUAAUCACUGUAUUGGUCACAUCGAAAUGGGCCGUCUUAUUACGGGCGCACACAAUCCUGUAGUAUUGUAUGUUAGCGGAGGAAAUACGCAGGUAAUUUCAUAUUCUCACUACAAAUAUCGCGUAUUUGGAGAAACAAUUGAUAUAGCUGUAGGCAACUGUCUUGACAGAUUUGCCCGCGUUGUCAUGUUGCCAAAUGAUCCCAGCCCUGGUUAUAAUAUUGAGCAAGCAGCCAAGAAAGGAAGCAAGCUUGGCGAAUACACCAUAGAAGAUCUGUGCUUUUCCCUCCAGGUAAUCAAUGUGAUAUUUUUUUUCAAACAGUUCUCAGUUUUCACCUUUAAGGAGACCGUUUUCGCUAUGCUA
Messenger RNA from Strongylus vulgaris, 687 nucleotides. The record is from the annotation of a GenBank genome assembly. Lineage: Eukaryota; Metazoa; Nematoda; Chromadorea; Rhabditida; Strongylidae.